UAAUGAAAAGGAAAAGGGGAAAAAAGCAAAAUAAUCGAAGUAGGUGUGGCGGGGUAAAAACCGCUGCCUAUCUGGUAGACGAUGGAGACGGUGGGAUCAGAAGGUGAGUUGAACAGUUAGGGUAUAGAUUAAAAAUCCCCACCAUCAACCAAAGGCAAGUGGAGUGUAGCAGCGGGUGUUGUAGGAGUAGUAGGAGUAGGUAGUGGUGGUGGUAGUGGUGGUAUUGGUAGUGGUAGUAGUAAUAAUAGGCAAUCGUGGGAAUGUGUAAGGCAAAACUACUAACUGUGUGGGCGAACGCGCGAAAAGAAAACAAAGGAAUGGCAAGGACUGUAAAAGGAUUGCAGGCCCGUGAAAAGAGGGAGGAGAGGAGAAGAAGAGGAGGAGGAAGGAGAAAAAGAGGAGGAAGAGAGGGAAUAAUGCAAAUGGAGAAGGAGAAAGAGGAGGAAGAGGAGGAGGAGGAGGGGGGCAAAACAGACAGAUGGAGGCUGCCUGCAGUUCAGUCAGUAUACAGUAUGGUCCACCGGGAACGGGGCUUUAGUAUGGGUGAGUAUAUGUAUCAAUGCACGGGAUUCUAUACAGCCGUCCAACAAGCCACCCACAAAAGACAAGAGUCCGCUCCGAAACAGCAAUGUCCACAAACACUCAAAUUCUAAAAGGUAGCGUCUGGAUUCGUAGAGAGCCAAAAAAGGCUCAUUGACUUGAGAACGUUAAACAAGCCAAACGAGACAGGUGCUAGCUGACUGUUG
Molecule: messenger RNA, 746 nt
Organism: Aspergillus japonicus CBS 114.51
Lineage: Eukaryota; Fungi; Ascomycota; Eurotiomycetes; Eurotiales; Aspergillaceae
Exons: 2
Coding region: 261-653 (130 amino acids)
Source: RefSeq, a predicted model, not a curated record